Messenger RNA from Entrophospora sp. SA101, 621 nucleotides. Lineage: Eukaryota; Fungi; Glomeromycota; Glomeromycetes; Entrophosporales; Entrophosporaceae. The record is from the annotation of a GenBank genome assembly.
AUGGCAAAAAUUACUUUGCUAGAACAAAAACAAAUACCUUAUCAAUUAUUAAAUGAAAGAGAAUUUACUCGUUAUGGAUUUAACAAAAAAAAUCAAGGAAUAGUAGCGUUUAUUAACAGUUAUGAUUAUGUCUCACUUAAUUCUUUGCUAACUCGCCAACCUCAGCGUAAGUUUCCUUUAAUUAUUAUGUUAGACUCGAUUGAGGACCCACACAAUUUUGGGGCAAUUUUACGGACUUGUGCUGCUUUAAAAGUAGAUGGAGUGAUUAUUGCUACUAAAAACCAAGUGCCAGUGAAUAGCACGGUAAUCAAAGUUUCCGUAGGUGGCGUGGCUUACGUUCCCGUUUGUCAAGUUAAUAACUUAUUAACAGCCGUUAAUGAGUUAAAGAAAGCGGGCUACCAAAUUGUUUCGGCCGUUUGCCAACCAGGAGCCCAAGAAUAUAAUCAAAUAGAAUUUAAGUUUCCGACUUGUUUAGUUUUUGGUAAUGAACACCAAGGAAUUAGGCAAAAAAUUAUUCAAACCAGUGACAUUUCUCUUUAUAUCCCAAUGAGUAAUAAUAUUGGUUCUUUAAAUGUUUCGGUCAGUUGCGGAAUUAUUCUAGCCCGGGUGGUUUCCCAGUGA